UUUUAGAAUUCUGCCGCUCUGUUGAAUUAUUAAUUAAUGUUAAGCUAAAAAGUGUACAAACCAGAAAUUAAGUUUAGAAAUUAUGUCAAAACGUAGCGCUGACGAUGCCAGCGGCACCGGCACCGGCAGUGGCAGCGGUGGCAGCAGCUGCCUGGUUGCUGCAGCGGCCGCAGGUCAGCCGCCGAUCAAAAAGGUGCACUUCGAGCCGCACUUAAUUGGGCCGGUGUCGACGCUCGAGGAGAUGGAUAUCAAGGUGUUGGAGUUUCAGAACAAGAAACUCGCUCAGCGCAUAGAGCAGCGAAUGCGUUGCGAGGCCGAACAACGGCAUCGCAUCGAGCAACUGGAGAAACGCCAGACGCAGGACGAUGCUGUCCUCAAUGUGGUCAAUCGCUAUUGGAAUCAACUCAAUGAGGAUAUAAGGGUGCUCUUGCAACGAUUCGAUGCAGAGACGGCCGACGAGCUAGAGAAUAAGAAUGAGAACGAGGUAACUACAUCGUUUCUCACCCAGCUAUCCACCUGGGACAAGGAGGAACUGGACGAGAAGCUGGCCAAUCGGGUGCAGGUGUCGAAGCGUGCCGUGGCCAAAAUCGUUCAAGUCAUUGAUAGGUUAAUGCAACGGAAUGAGAAGAUAACGCUUGUUCUAAAAGGUGGCGAUAGUUUGGCGCAGGGCACAACUGCUGCUGGAGGAGGUGGAGAUGAGGAGCAGAAAGUCAAGGCCGGCGCUGAGGCGGAUGCAGCGUCAGCGGCGAGUAUGGGGGGCAUCCAUGCGCUCGAGGAGACGCUAAAGAAAACGCAUAUUGAGAUUAUGACAGAGAAUCACAAGCUGCAAAAUUUGAAUACGUCGCUGCACGAGAAAUUCCACACGAUGUCACUGAAGAUGAAGGAAUACCAGGACGCGCUCACUGCCAAAGAGACGGAGAACGCUGAACUGAAAAACCAAAUCGAUGAGUUGCAAUAUGAUCUGGAGAAAAUCCAUUGUCGUAACGAUAAGCUGGAGAAUCAUUUGGCCGAGGCCAUUGAGAAGCUCAAGGCUUAUCACCAGAUCUACGGAGAUCCUAACAAGAGCAGCAGCAACAGCACCAGCAAGACGUCCAGCUCAGUUGUUGGAACCGCCACCGUCGGCGGCGGCAGUGCAACGACCAAUGUAAAUAGUCAGCAUCUGGAGGAGCUGCAAAAGGAGCUGGAGGAACAUCGCGAGCUGGCCAACAAUCGGUUGCAGGAACUGGACAAACUGCAUGCCACGCAUCGCGAAACCCUCAAAGAAGUAGAGAAACUUAAAAUGGAUAUCCGUCAACUGCCCGAGUCGGUGAUUGUGGAGACAACGGAAUACAAAUGCUUGCAGUCGCAAUUCUCGGUGCUGUACAACGAGUCCAUGCAGAUCAAGACCAUGUUGGAUGAGACACGCAAUCUGCUGCAGACGAGCAAGAAUCAGCAUCUGCGCCAGAUCGAGGUGAUGGAGAGCGAGGAGCUGAUUGCCCAGAAGAAGGUGCGCAGCGACAUGAUCCAAAUGGAGGAUGUCCUUGCGCUCAUACGCAAAGAAUAUGAAACGCUGCGCAUCGAAUUCGAGCAGAAUAUGGCCGCCAACGAGCAGACGGCGCCGAUAAAUCGAGAGAUGCGGCAUCUGAUCACCUCGCUGCAGAAUCACAACGGGCAGCUGAAGGGCGAGGUGCAGCGAUACAAGCGCAAGUACAAGGACAUCUCCACGGACAUGGUCAAGAUGCGCAAGGAUCUGGAGGAGGCACAGGCCAAACUCGAGGGCAACAAGCAGCAACAGCAGGCGGCUGCAGCGGCGGCCGGCGAGGAAGUUAAACAGGAAUCCGCUGCCAAUAUUAAGGAGGAGAAUUCGAACAACAACUCAGCGGGCGGCGCCACGGGUCUCACUAAUUCUGGGAGUGCCAGUGGCGAUGCCAACAUGGCCAUCAAGGAGGAGAACUCAGCGAUUGCCGAAGAUGAACUGGACGAUGAGGCGAGCGGCAAGGAUGUCAAGGAUCCCAGCAUCAAGCAGGAGAAGCUCUCGUCCAGCGAAGCGGCAGCUGCUGAGAAAAAGGAUUCACCCGGUCCGGCGAAUGCAUCAACGGCGACCACAACUGGCAGCACAAAUGCGGUUAAGGCUGAGAAGGACACCAAGGAUGGCAUCAAGGCCAAGGAACUGAAAGCCGCCGAAAGUGAAACGGUACGGGAUCUGAAAGCGCAACUCAAAAAAGCGUUGAACGAUCAGAAGGAGAUGAAGCUGCUGCUGGAAUACAAAGGCGUUUCGAAGGAUCAGCGCGACAAGGUGCAGCUCAUGGCGACCGAAAAGAAACUGCGGUCCGAGAUCGAGGAGCUGCGACAACAGCUGAAAAAGCUGCAGGAGAGCAAGCGAGAGGAGCGCAAAAAACUGGCCGACGAGGAGGCGCUGCGCAAGAUCAAGCAGCUGGAGGAGCAAAAAUACGAGUUGCAGAAACAGGUGGCCAACCACAAGCCCACGGAGAAUACGUGGAGCGGUGCGCCAGGACCAGGUGGCGGACAGCCUGGCGCCAAUUAUAACCGACCCUUUGUUGGCUCACACGAGGAAGAGGCGCUGCUCAACGAGAUGGAGGUGACGGGUCAGGCGUUCGAGGAUAUGCAGGAGCAGAACUCGCGGCUCAUUCAACAGCUGCGGGAAAAGGACGAUGCCAAUUUUAAGCUGAUGUCGGAGCGGAUUAAGGCCAAUCAGCUGCACAAACUGUUGCGCGAAGAGAAGACGGUGCUGGAGGAUCAAAUGGCGACGGCAUCGACACAGAUCGAAGCGAUGCAUAUUGUACUGCGCAAGCUGGAGGAAAAGGAGCGCACCCUGCAGGCCACCGUCGCGUCCAUUGAGAAAGAGCUGAUGCUCCGGCAACAGGCGAUGGAGAUGCACAAGCGCAAAGCAAUCGAAUCGGCCCAAUCGGCGGCGGAUCUCAAGCUGCAUCUGGAGAAGUAUCAUGCCCAAAUGAAGGAGGCUCAACAGGUGGUCGCCGAGAAGACCAGCUCCCUAGAGGCGGAGGCCUACAAAACGAAACGGUUGCAGGAGGAGCUGGCGCAGUUCAAGCGAAAGGCGGAGCGCAUGAAGAAGAUGGAAAUGUCGGGCACAACAAUCGAUGAGGUGAUGAUCGAGGAGAUUAGGGAAUACAAGGAGACGCUGACGUGUCCCUCAUGCAAGGUGAAGCGCAAGGAUGCAGUUCUAUCCAAAUGCUUUCAUGUCUUCUGCUACGACUGCCUGCGCACCCGAUACGAGACGCGGCAGCGCAAGUGUCCCAAAUGCAACUGCGCCUUUGGCGCCAACGAUUACCAUAGGCUAUAUCUGCAGUAAGGGAUCUUCGAUUAUCGAUUGUCGAUUAUCGGUCAUUGAUCAUUCGGCGAGCGUCUUCAUCGCAGCCAGCAAAUCCAUUACGAGCAUAUUAUCGAUGUACUAUUAAUAUAUUAUAUAUAUAUUUAUAUAUGUAUAUAUAUAAAUUUGUUUUUAAGCGACUUCCCCCUUUGUAUCCCUUGCGGCAUUUAUGUUGAAUUUUUUCACUAGUGGCCCCAAGCACAUCUCAUAAGUUAUGAGUUUCCGAGUGAUAUUCUCCCGGGUUUUUAUGUAGCUCUUAAACUAAAACUAAAUCGUACGAAAACUAAUAAAUGGCUAAACAAUUAAUUUCAACGCAAUUUGCAAUGGAUCAAAAUAACUAUUGUAUGUAAAUAUUUAUGGGUAUUUUCCAAUUAUAUUCAAUUUUUGUUUUGUUUAUUUCUUAUACAUUUUGCUUAAUUCUCUUUAAAUUUUAUCCUAACUUAAUUUUUGUUGUUUCAAGUAUUUCGUCCCUUUUUCUCACUUAGAGCAUUAGUGUAUUACGUGAUGUGGGAGUCGCUUCCUUCAAAUUGUUUAUACUUUAUUAACUUAAGCAUAAAAUCCCCAACAAGGAUGUAAGAAAUUGACAACUGGAAUGUGACUACAAAAGGCAAUUUCAGUCUUAUCUUGUU
This is a messenger RNA of Drosophila grimshawi, 3957 nucleotides long. It is a transcript of the gene Bre1, whose product is annotated as E3 ubiquitin-protein ligase Bre1. The record is from RefSeq and is a predicted model, not a curated record. Gene Ontology annotation, cellular component: nucleus; HULC complex. Lineage: Eukaryota; Metazoa; Arthropoda; Insecta; Diptera; Drosophilidae. Gene Ontology annotation, molecular function: ubiquitin protein ligase activity; metal ion binding.